Messenger RNA from Cynara cardunculus var. scolymus (artichoke), 1196 nucleotides. Its product is annotated as cyclin-dependent kinase inhibitor 7-like. Gene Ontology annotation, biological process: negative regulation of cyclin-dependent protein serine/threonine kinase activity. The transcript has 4 exons. NCBI's taxonomy places the organism in Eukaryota, Viridiplantae, Streptophyta, Magnoliopsida, Asterales, Asteraceae. Bases 156 to 803 code for a protein of 215 amino acids. Gene Ontology annotation, molecular function: cyclin-dependent protein serine/threonine kinase inhibitor activity. Gene Ontology annotation, cellular component: nucleus. The record is from RefSeq and is a predicted model, not a curated record.
AGCGUCGUCGUCAUCAUCACCUCCACACUUUUUUUUCUCUCAAACUAGAAAACAGAAAAUCACAGAAGAAGAUAUUAUUCUCCAUUUGAAGAACUAACGUACCGCUUGAUUCUUACUUUGGAUAAAUUAUAUAUAUAAUGUAUACGUGUGUAUAAAUGGUUGAGUAUAUAAGGAAGUGCAGUAACGGAGUUGGUGAGGUAGUGGUGGUUGAUUCUGAUCAGGUAGGAAUGAGGACUAGAGCUGUGGCGGCGGAGGAGGAAGAGGGAGCAGAGAAAAGAAGGAAGGUCGGUAAUGGAGAAUUGAGGUUGCCUUUGCCGACGCUAGUUCAAAUUACUACGGCGGGGGAGAUACGGUAUCCAUGUACUGCCAGCGCCGCAAGCCGUAGCAGCGAUCAUGUCCCAGUGUCUUGUUGCUCUAGAAAUGGAUCGACGGAGGAACGUCAAUUCACAGAUCUGGAGGAAAUCGUUGAAAUUGGCGCAGUUGCGAGAUGUAGUUUAGACUCAAGAGCAAGAAGCAAAUCAAAACUCGUUCUCAACUUGAUGGAUCAUUCUUUUAGCAAACGGAGAAGUGAGUUAAAGGCCGGAUCAGGCGAACAGAAGACGAUUACAGCAAAUCAGUCGACGGUUAUCAAUUCUCGCCGUACAAUGCCAGCAGAGAAGAUGCCACCUGCAGCUGAACUCGAAGAAUUUUUCGCCUCUGCGGAGACAGAACUCCAUAAACGUUUCAAAGACAAGUAUAAUUACGACAUUGUGAACGACACUCCAUUGGAAGGUCGAUUCCAGUGGGUUCAAGUGAAGCCAUGAAGAUGACGAUCGAUCCAUCCAUUACAUCUCAUCAAUUCUUGCAUGAAAUUAAUAACAAAUUAAGGUAGAACUGUGCAGUUUAGUUUUAUUUUUUUUUUCAUCAUUUAACUCGAAAUGUUCUCUAGAUCUUGAAAUUUCAAUUUCAUCCAUUUAGAUCUUCUUACUGUUAGUACAUUAGGUACUUCUCUUGUUCAGUGUCUGCAAUUCUAUGUGUGUACGGAGAAAGCUAGCUAUUGCUACCGUUGGAACCAAAAUAAGGAAGAAGAGUACAUCGACGAUGUGUACUUUUGCACCAUACACUUUCUUGCUGUUGCAUCUCUGCAAUUUCCUCUGAUCAUACGAACAAUGAUGCCAUCACACAGGUAGGUGUUUUUUUAAGCACAUCUUUUUUUU